Molecule: messenger RNA, 1658 nt
Organism: Fragaria vesca subsp. vesca
Lineage: Eukaryota; Viridiplantae; Streptophyta; Magnoliopsida; Rosales; Rosaceae
Product: SNAP25 homologous protein SNAP33-like
Exons: 6
Coding region: 322-1245 (307 amino acids)
Cellular component (GO): SNARE complex; plasma membrane
Molecular function (GO): SNAP receptor activity
Source: RefSeq, a predicted model, not a curated record
CGCUCUCAAAAUCAAAUGCGACGACUUCGUUUUACUGAGUGCCUGCCGUGUUCGUUUGCUUAGUCUUCCUUUGAAUCCAUCCCCCUCUCUCUUUCCCACUCUCCAAAACCCUCUCUCUCUCUCUCUCUUCCCCCAUCUCUCUUUUUCUGUAUAAAGAUCUGGGCUUUUCUCUGAAGCCUCCAUCUUUCCCCACAUUGGAUGCGAUUUCAGGAUUGUUGAUCUCUGUACAGAUUUUGAAAGUGCCAUAUUUUUUUAGUUCGUUAAGACCCUGAUCUUUAACCCGUCGACAGUGUAACAAAUUGUGCUUAUUUGACUUCAAAGAUGUUUGGUUUAAAGAAGUCCCCGAUAAGGGCUGCUAAGCACAACUCAGUUGACCCUCUGUAUCCUGCGUCCUCCAGCUCAAACCCAUUUGAUGACGAGCCUGCUCAAGUAAGACAGAAUGAGAAGCAUGCACUUGUGGGACAGAAUGCGAAGCAUGCAAAUGAUAAGCAGGCACUAUUUGGUCAGAAUACUAGCACCAAACCUUUUGAUGAUGAUCAAGGAAAAGAGAAUAAUUCUUCUUCAUACAAGGGUACUUAUGCAGAGAGAAACAAGUACAAGAACGAUUUCCGUGAUUCAGGAGGCCUGGAAAAUCAAUCUGUGCAAGAGUUAGAAAGUUAUGCAGUGUAUAAGGCUGAGGAGACUACAAACUCAGUCAACCAGUGCCUGAAGAUUGCUGAAGAUAUACGUGAGGAUGCUUCCAAGACUCUGGUUAUGUUGCAUCACCAGGGAGACCAAAUAAGAAGGACCCACAUGGUUGCUGCUGACAUUGAACAGGAUCUCAGUCGGGGUGAAAAGCUUCUGGGGAGUCUUGGGGGCAUCUUCUCUAAGACUUGGAAGCCAAAGAAGACUCGCACAAUUAGUGGCCCUGUCAUCAUGGAAGAAUCUGCAACCAAAAGGAGCAGCCACUUGGAGAGGGAGAAGCUGGGACUGACUCCUGCACUAAAGGGAUCGUCACAUUCACGAACACCACUUCCUGAACCCACCAAUGCCCUUCAGAAAGUUGAGGUAGAAAAGACAAAGCAAGAUGAUGGCCUGUCAGAUUUAAGUAAUCUGUUGGGAGAGCUAAAGGAUAUGGCCGUUGACAUGGGGUCUGAAAUUGAUAGGCAUAACAAAGCUAUAGGCCAUAUGGAUGCUGAUGUUGAUGAGCUCCACUACCGUGUUAGAGGUGCUACUCAACGCGGCCGACGCUUGCUCGGAAAGUAGAAUACAGGAUUGUCCAUGGCCAGGCCUGAUGAUGUAUGCGCUUCUUCAAUGGUGUCUGCCCUCCAUUUUUUUACGAGUGCUGUAUUCUGGUCUCACUCGUGUAUCUGGAUUUUGUAUACAACUUUUGACGUCAUUGUUUGAUAAGGAUACAUUCCCAUUAACAGGAAUCUGUUAUCAUUUACCCACCCAAAUAUUGUUAGAACAUGAUCAUUGAUUCAUGACAUAUUAGUAGAUACGUGUACUGCAGUAUUACUACUUGAUCGUAAUAUUCUGCAUUGGGUGUUGGUUGUUAGCUUUAACUGGAAAUCACACAAGAGAGAUAAAAUCACAUAGAAUAUAUGGAAAACUACUCUUUUUGUGAACACCAAUGCACCAACUUUGCAACCAAAGCAAUGAAAUUUCAGUUUAUUAUC